AUGACGGCUACCUUCGGCUUUUCCUACCUUCACCACCGCCAUAACUCUUCUCACUUAAGCUUCGACGUUGCCUUCUUUCCCUCUCCAGAACCCAAUAAGUAUCGUAGUGUGGGGCAACAGAACUCUCCUCUCAAUCAAGUACUAUUUCACCAAGAACCCCAAGAAUCUCACAUAUCUCAUAUGCAACAACAUGGACUCUACAAAAGAUUCUGCCAACAACUAAACAUUCAUGUCCAUCUUUUCCUGCCUCAUCACUCGAACCCACAUAGACCCAGAUUCCAAUUCUUUGUAAUAUUUGAAAUCCUCAAGGGAUUGAAGCUUUUCAAGCUCUUCAUUGGUGAGAAAACACCCUGGAAGAAGGGGUUUUGGAGAAAUGAUGGUGAAGUUGAAGACGAGGAAGAAGAGUGGGAUGUAGAGAAUGAAGAGAUGAGGUUAUAA
Messenger RNA from Ilex paraguariensis (yerba mate), 438 nucleotides. The record is from the annotation of a GenBank genome assembly. NCBI's taxonomy places the organism in Eukaryota, Viridiplantae, Streptophyta, Magnoliopsida, Aquifoliales, Aquifoliaceae.